AUGGGAAACGACGCGGAAACGACGCCGCCAGCUGCUUCCGCAGCCGCGGAAGAGCAGAAGCCCGCCGAUGCCGCCGCGGCCGACGCGGCUCCCGCAGUAGAUGCUGCCGCUACGGAGGGGGAGGAAAAGAAGGAGGGGGAGGGAGCGGAGAAGAAAGAGGGGGAGGGGGAGGGCGAGGGCGAUGGGGUUGCUAAGAAGGACGCGGAUGAGCUUCAGCUGUACCCUCUGGCGGUGAAGGGACCCGCCGGGGAGGAGAUCGAAUUGCAGGUGAACCCCGCAGAUACAGUAAUGGACUUGAAGCAGUUUCUGGCCGACGCGCCCGAGACGUGCUUCUAUACCGCGUAUGACCUUAUUCUCACCAAGCCGGACGGAUUGCGUUACCACCUCAUGGAUUACGUGGAGAUCGGGGAGGUUGCUGACGUUGCAGCCGGCGGGUGCCUGCUGGAGAUGUUCAACACGUUCUACGACGACCGCGCGGUGCGGCUGCACGUGCGUAAAACGAGGGAGCUUAUUUCGAUGGCGGGUUCGUACUCUAGCGCAUCUACGGCCAUGGCGGCGGAAUAUGAGCUAGUUAAGGGUCUCGCGACGGAGCGCGAGCUUGGGGGGGAGGAGAAGGAGGAGGGGGAGGGGAAGGAGGGCGAGGGGGAGAAGGGGGAGAAGGACGGGGAGAAGGAUGGAGACGAGGGCGGGGAGUGGAAGAAGAGCGGGAAGGGGAAGAAGGGGAAGGGGCGGCGGAGCAAGGAGGAGGAGGCGAAGGAGAAGGAGCGGAGGGAGAAGGAGAAGGAGCGGGAGCGCAAGGCGAAGCUUCCGAGCAGCAAGGCGCGGAUGGAGGAGAUCGCGUCGCUGGAGCAGGGCGUGGGGCUGGGCGAUGAUCCCAAGGGCGUGCUCGCCAAGGUGAUGGUCAAGGGCGGCGCGGACGAGGACGCCGCGCCUGUGUGUGUGGAGAGCAUCGCGUUUUCCUCCUUCAACCCUGAGGUAGGUAAGUUGAUCUUUCUUGAGGGGCGCGGAUGGAUGGAGGAGAUCGCGUGGGCGUCGCUGGAGCAGGGCGUGGGGCUGGGCGAUGAUCCCAAGGGCGUGCUCGCGAAAGUUAUGGUGAAGGGCGGCGCCGACGAGGACGCCGCGCCCGUGUGCGUCGAGAGCAUUGCGUUCUCCUCCUUCGACCCCGUGCCCGGCCCCAGGAGCAUCGCGCUCUCCUCCUUCAACCCCGUUCCUGGUCCCAGAAGGCUGCAGGGCGAUCUCGUCUACCUGGAGGUGGUGACAGCAGAAGGCAAGCUCUUCUGCGUGACGGCGCACACUCGCGGGCUUCUUUGUCAACCACAGUGGCAGCUGCAGGGCGACCUGGUGUAUUUGGAGGUGGUGACGGCAGAGGGAAAGCUCUUCUGUGUGACGGCUCACACGAGGGGCUUCUUUGUCAACCGCAGUGGCAGCGGCCGCAAGCUGGACCCGCGCCCCGCUGAGCCCAAGAUGGACGCGUCCACUCUCAUUGGCCUGCUGCGCCAGAUCAGCCCGCUCUUCUCCAAAGCCUUCGCGGAGGUGAUCGAGCGCAAGGCCAACCGCCACCCGUUCGAGAACAUGCUGGCACCGCUGCCACCCAACGAUUGGGCAGCAAAGCCCAUCUGGGGCGGCGCGGACGGCACGGGGCCACUACAGUACACGCGUGACGUGGCGCGAUCCGAAGACGCCCUAAUGGCUCCCUUCGGCAUUGAUUUCAGCGGUGUGUUGAGGGACUGGAAUGAGGAGCUCCAGAGCUGCAGGGAGUUACCGCGUAACUCGUUACAAGACCGGAUUCUGCGCGACCGGGCCUUAUAUCGAGUCAGCUGCGAGUUUGCUGAUUCGGCGGUGCGCGGCGCGAAGGCUGUGAUUGGCCGGUCGAUCCCGCCGAUUAACCCGCACGAUGCGGAUCGAUUCCAUAUGUAUGUCCAUAAUAAUAUCUUUUUCUCGCUGGCUGUUGACGGGGAUUUUGCGGCCCUGCAGCAGAUUAGAGAGGCGGAGCUGAAGCAGCAGGCGGAGGCGGAGGCUGCUAAGAAGGGGGAGGGGGAGGGCGGGGAGAAGAAGGAAGGGGGAGAGGAGGGGAAGGAGGAGGGGAAGAAGGAAGAGGAGGAGGAGGAGAAAAAGGUGGAGACGAAGGAGGAGAAGAAGGAGAAGAGGGAUAAGAAGAAGAAAGAAAAGAAGGAUAAGAAGGAGAAGGAGAAGAAAGAGCAGGAGGCGGCAGCAGAGGAGAAAAAGACGGAGGAGGCAAAGGCAGAGGAGGGCGAUAAAAAGGAAGGGGAGAAGAAGGAGGGGGAGAAGACAGAAGGAGAGGAGGGGGAGAAGAAGGAAGGAGAGGAUGCAGCAGCAGCAGCAGCGGCAGUGACAGAGGCAGAGCAGGCAACGUAUGCAUCGUCCAACAAUGACCUCAAGGGCACCAUGGCUGUGAACAACGCCGACAUCCCUGGGCUGUACUCUCUGGCCAUGGCCAUUGUGGACUACCGCGGGCACCGAGUCAUUGCUCAGAGCAUUAUCCCGGGCAUCCUCUACGGCGAUCGCACCACUCAGAUGCUGUACGGGUCGGUGGACACAGGCAAGACCAUCAAGUGGAGCGACUCCUUCCACCCCAAGGUGGCUGAGCUGGGGAAAGCGCUGCACCUGAAGGAGCACAAGGUGACGGACGGGGAGGGCAAGGAGGCGACGCUCUGCUCGCCUGUUGAGACAAAGGGCAUUCUGGGCAGCGAUGACAGGAAGUACCUGUUGGAUCUGAUCCGCCUCACUCCCCGCGAUGCCAAUUUCACCGCCACAACCACCACCCCCACCACCGCUGCCACCGGCACCAAUACCAACACCACCGCCAACGCCGCCAGCGCUGCCAACGCUGCCAACCGCCUGGCGAUUCUCCGUCCCGAGCUGGUGGAGAAGUUUUGCCGGGAGGAGCAGGUGGAGCGGUGGAUGGCUCAGAAGGGCGUGAGCGAGCGGCCGAGUGCAGAGGAGGUGGAGGCGCUGAGGGAGAAGGGCGAGCUGCCUGACGUGCUGUUUAACCCGAACGCGCUGACUGAGUUCAAACUGGCUGAUGAUUCCAAGGAGGUGGAGGAGGACGAGGCGCUGGUGCGCAAGGCAGGCAAGUACCUGAUUGAGACAGCGCUGCCAGCACUGGUGGCGGAUAUCAAGAGCUCCGAAGGGUGGCCCGUGGAUGGCCGCUCGCUUGCAAGCACCAUGCACGCCCACGGCGUCAACCUGCGCUACCUGGGCCGGGUGGCGAAGGAGGUGGCUGACGUGGAGCAGGUGUAUUGGCUGUGCGUAGCCGAAAUGGUAGUGCGAGCCACCAAGCACGUGCUCAAGGCCGUGCUGCGCGAGACGCUCGAGCAGGACGUGGCCGGCGCCAUCGCCCACUUCCUCAACUGCUUCCUCGGCACCUCCACCACCACGCCGCCGCCCACGCUCCCCGGCGUUGGGGAUACGGACAAAACCGAGGGCGGCGCGGCGGGCGGCGGGGGGAAGAAGAAGAAGAAGGGGAAGGGGGGAGAGAGGAAGGAUGGGGAGGAGAGGAAGGAGGAGGGGGAGGAGAAGAAGGAAGCGUUUUUGUUUGUGGUGGAUGUGCCGGGGUACACUCGCAUCACGGCGGAUAUGGUGUGGUCUGAUAUCACUGAAGGCGUCAAGUACAAGUAUCAGUUCGAGAUCCCUCCUGAGACGCGCAACAUGCUUCGCAGCCUUGCUACCCUCCGCAACAUCUGCCUCAAGAUGGGCAUAGUCCUGGCAGCCAGGGAUUACAACCUCGAGUGUGACGUGCCCAUUGCAAUUGCAGACGUGUGCGACCUGCUGCCGCAAGUCAAGUUCGCCUCGCCCGCGUGCAGCGACGCUCAGAAGCUGCUGGAGAAGGGCAAGAGCCUCGUGCACAAGGUCGGCUUGCCUCUGCGCCCGCGCUUCUCCGCCACGCCUCAGAGCGGGCAGUGGCUGCGGGAGCACGAGACAACUCUGAAUUCCGCGUUUGAGAUUCUCAGCGAGGCCUACCAGAUCCUGCAGCAGGUGUGCGGGCCACUUCAUCUGGACGUUGCAGCAUGCUGCAGGUACCUGGCUCUGAUCUUCUACCACGCAGGAGAGACAGGCAAUGCCAUUCUGCAGCAGCAUCGCGAGCUGAUCAUCAACGAGCGGGUUGUGGGGACGGACCACCCCGACACCGUGCACAGCUACGGCAACAUGGCGCUCUACUUCCAUGCCAUGGGCGAAUCCGAGCUUGCUCUGCGUCACUUCAAGCGCACCCUGCAGCUGCUCUCGCUCUCAGCUGGCAACGACCACCCGGAGGUGGCCUCGCUGUUCGUCAACAUCGCGCUCACCUACCAGGACAUGGGCAAGUUACAGAACGCAUUGAAGUAUGUGCAGGAGGCGGUGCGAGUGAGUGAGAAGCUGCUGGGGGAGAAUCAUGUGCAGGUGGCCGUGUGUCACCAUGCUCUCGCCCUCGCCUUCUCCUCUAUGGGGGCGUUCAAGCUCGCUCUACAGGAGGAGCGCAAGGCACAGGCGGUGUUUGAGAAGGCGGUGGGGAAGGAGGACCCGCGCACCAAGGAGUCAGAGCAGUGGGUGCAGUCGUUCCUCGACCGCGAGCUCAGGGCGCAAAAGCAGAAGGUGGGGCAAUCAGCAGCAACAGUCCAGCAGCAACAAGCAGCAGCUCUCCGUGUGGCCGAAGCUCUCAAGGUGUUGCAGGCAGCAGCAGCGCCCGGAGCAGGAGGCUCCACCUCGUACCAGCGUGCCGUGGCUGACGCUCUGCUUCGGGGAGAGGUCCCCCCUCCUGCUCCCGGAGCUGGUGCAGGCAGGUUCGGCGGAGGCAUGGGAGCUACAGGCUCCUCAGGCACUGGCAUUCGAGCCAGAGGUGUGGACGAGCGGGCUUCCAGGGCUGCUGCAGAGGCUCGGCGGAAAGCAGCGGCUCGGGGGGUGAACCUGCGAGGAGCUGCAGGUUCGGCAGGUGCCCGAGCCGGUGCACCCAGUGCAAUGGACAUGGAAGAACUGAUUAAUUUCAUCAAUAGCACGUCACCAGCUUCUGGUGCGGCUAGCUCUUCGGCUAGCAAGACAGGCUCGGCAGCUGCUCCGGCAGCUGGCUCGGCAGGUGGUUCGGCGGCGCCUGCUGGGCUUGGCGGUGUGGGCCUUGGUGUUGGUGUUGGUGCUGUCUCAGGAGCUCCGCCUCCCACGAAAGCUGGAGGAAAGAAAGGUGCGGGAGCAGCAGCGGCAGCAAGCAAGCCUGCAGCUACGGCAAAUGGAGAAGCAAGUCAAGGGGAUGCUCCUCUGGGUCUUGGGGGGGGCCUUGCUCCCUUGCCUGGUGGCAAGGGUAAGGGCAAAGCCAAGUAG
Molecule: messenger RNA, 5307 nt
Organism: Closterium sp. Naga37s-1
Lineage: Eukaryota; Viridiplantae; Streptophyta; Zygnematophyceae; Desmidiales; Closteriaceae
Source: the annotation of a GenBank genome assembly